AUGGCAGAUAUAUGGUCACUUGGUAUAACAUCAAUUGAAUUAGCAAAAGGUGAACCACUUAAUUCAGAUUUACAUCUAAUGCAUGUUUUAUUACGAAUUCCAAAAAAUCCUCCUCCACAAUUAUCUGUAAAAGAAUAUUCGAAUGCAUUUCGAGAAUUUGUUAAAAGACCAAAAGCUACACAAUUACGUAGAUUUGUCUUUGUUUCAACAACAAAGCCAAUAAAAUAUUUAAUAGAAUUAAUAAUACGUUAUCAAAAAUGGAAAAAAAAACAUGAUAAUGGAAUAAAAUCUGACGAUGAAGAACAAUCAAAACAUGAUUCAGAUCAAUGGAAAUAUGGAGCUGGAACAGUCAAAUCAGCAAUUAAUUAUCAUCAUAUUUUUUCAAUUCAUUAUAAUAUUUCAUUUUCAAAUAAUAAUAAUAAUGUUCGAUGUAAUGACGAAAAAGGCGUAGAUUCAUUUGAAGAUUUACGAUGUUUAUUACAAAAUGAAAAUAAACGUUAUCCAAAUCUAACUAAUGAUUUUAUGAGAAUUAUGUGUGAACAUAUAUCGAAAAUAAAUAAUAUUUGUCAAACAUCAACAAGUCAAAAUAAUUCAAUAACAGACAAUAAUCAUAUUCAAAUAACAUCAGGUGUUGUUAAAAUGACUAUUUAA
This is a messenger RNA of Rotaria sp. Silwood1, 651 nucleotides long. The record is from the annotation of a GenBank genome assembly. NCBI's taxonomy places the organism in Eukaryota, Metazoa, Rotifera, Eurotatoria, Philodinida, Philodinidae.